Messenger RNA from Daucus carota subsp. sativus, 2544 nucleotides. Its product is annotated as U-box domain-containing protein 17. Gene Ontology annotation, biological process: protein ubiquitination. The coding region runs from base 217 to 2364 and encodes 715 amino acids. The transcript has a single exon. The record is from RefSeq and is a predicted model, not a curated record. Lineage: Eukaryota; Viridiplantae; Streptophyta; Magnoliopsida; Apiales; Apiaceae. Gene Ontology annotation, molecular function: ubiquitin-protein transferase activity; protein binding.
CAGUACUACUAGUACAUUUCCCUCUUGAUUUUCUUUCUUCCUCAAACGCGCAUUUCAUAAAUUAUAGCUCAUUUUCAACAACCACAUAUGAAUAUUCAAAACCCACCAUAAAUUUAUCAACAACCCUUUGAUUUUUUCUGCCCCAUUUAAUCAAUUCUGCUUAAGGUUCAAUCUUUUUGCUCGAUUUCAAGAAAAUAAAAGGGGGUUCUUUGUAUUAUGGCAUCAUCUGCAAUUUUCUCUUCGCUGAGAAGAAGAAAGUCACCCACUUUUCAGGCGUUUGUAACGCCGGUUGACUUGACUGAGAUGGCCUUGUUAGCGACUUUAUCGGCGGUUUCUUCGGAGCUUGUUUUAUCUUUUUCCGGCAAGCCUUUGGUUUUUCAGCGCCGGAAUGCAAGGUCACUUGUAAGGAAGAUUGAGGUAUUUGUUGUGCUUUUUGAGUAUGUUGGUGAGUUGGGUUUGGAUUUGCCUAAGUCUGCUGUUGUUUGUUUUCAAGAAAUGUAUAUAUUGUUGUAUAGAUCAAAGAUUUUGCUUGAUUAUUGUGUGCAAUCUAGUAAAUUGUGGCUUUUACUUCAAAACCAUGCUAUAUCUGGUCAAUUUCAUGAUUUGAAUCAAGAGAUAUUGACCCUUUUGGAUGUUUUUCCUUGGGAUGAUUUGGACUUGAGUGAUGAUGUUAUGGAGCAAAUUGAGUUGUUGCAAAAGCAGUCUAAGAAGUCUAAGUUGUUGAUUGAUAAGCAAGAUGAGGUUUUGAGGUGUAAAUUUUAUUCAUUUUUGGAUGAGUUUGAGGAUGGGAGGAUUCCAGAUUCCAGGGAACUGUAUCGGUUUUUCGUGGAAAGAUUAAGGAUUUUGGAUGUUAAAAGUUUCAUGGUUGAAAUUGAGUUCCUGGAAGAGCAGAUUGUUAAUCAUGAAGGGGAUAUUGAACCUAUGGCUUGUGUGCUCAAUGGGUUCGUGGCACUUGUUCGUUAUAGCCGGUUCUUGCUCUUGGGGUUUGAGAAUGAUGAGAUGGAAGUGGGGUUUGGCGAAAACAAGAAAGUUAAGCGAAGGUUGAGUAGUAAGGAAUUUUGUGAGAUGUUUGCUUCGAUCCCGAAAGACUUUUGUUGUCCAAUUACAUUGGAUUUGAUGACUGACCCUGUUGUAAUUUGCACAGGCCAAACAUAUGACCGGUCUUCGAUAAUGAGGUGGAUGGAAGAGGGGCAUUGUACUUGUCCAAAGACGGGGCAGAUUCUUCUUCACAAGCAGCUUGUUCCCAAUAGGGCUCUUAGAAAUUUGAUUAUGCAGUGGUGUACUGCUCAUGGAGUCCCUUAUGAUCCACCUGAGAAUUUAGAGUAUUCUUCGGGAAACAAUGCAGCUCCUUCACCAAGCAAGGCUGCAAUUGAAGCUAAUAGAGCAACAUCCCGGCUUCUCAUUGACGAGCUAGCAAAUGGUUCGCAAGGUGCCAAAAAUGUUGCUGCGCGUGAAAUACGGCUUUUAGCAAAGACCGGAAGAGAUAACCGAGCUUAUAUAGCAGAAGCAGGGGCUAUACCCUAUUUGAACGCUCUGCUUUCUUCUCAUAGUUCUUUUGCACAAGAAAAUUCUGUUACUGCUAUACUGAACUUGUCAAUUUAUGAAAAGAAUAAAAGCCAGAUUGUAAAUGAACCAGGGUGUUUGGAAUCAAUUGUAAAUGUUUUAAGAUAUGGGUUCACAACAGAGGCGAGGGAAAAUGCCGCAGCAACAUUAUUCAGCCUGUCUGCUGUUCAUGACUAUAAGAAAAGGAUAUCAGAAAUAGACGGUGCAACUGAAGCACUGGCAGGAUUAUUGACGGAUGGGACAGCAAGAGGAAAGAAGGAUGCUGUGACUGCUUUAUUUAACCUCUCAACUCACUCAGAUAAUUGUUUGAGAAUGGUAGAGUCAGGUGCUGUAGCAGCACUAGUAAGAGCAUUAGGAGUCGAAGGUGUCGCUGAAGAAGCAGCAGGUGCUCUAGCUCUUAUCGUCAAGCAGCCAAUGGGAGCGGAAGCAGUUGGAAAUGACGAAAUGACUAUGGCAGGAUUAAUCGGUAUGAUGCGCAGUGGAAGGCCCAAAGCUAAAGAGAAUGCAGUUGUUGCGUUGCUUGAAUUGUGUAGGGGAGGUGGAACAGCCGCAACCCAGAAGGUGUUGAAGGCACCAGCACUUUCUGGUUUGCUUCAAUCCUUACUCUUUACAGGGACAAAGCGGGCAAGAAGAAAAGCAGCAUCUCUUGCAAGAGUUUUCCAGAGGUGUGAAAAUGCAUCCUUACACUUCGGAGAGCUGGGUGUAGAUUACGCAUUUCCAGAAAAUUCAACGGCGGCUAGGGAUCCAGGGUUUGCUGGUGAUGUCUCGGUACCCAUGUCCAUAUCUGUUCCAGUCCUAUAGUGGUACAUCCAUACUUGUUCUUUGUUAGAUAAUCCUGGUUGUUUGUAGUAUCUAGAACCUUUGCCUGGUAUACGGAUACGAAUCAAUACACAAAUACUAUAAACAACAUAACGCAUUCAGUAAACAUUGUAAUUCUUUUAUGCAAUCUCCAUCUAUAGUAUAUAAACUAUAUCCAUUAUA